GCUCCAGCCCCGGAGCCCCGCGCCGCCCCGGACAAGGCAGCCGGGGACCGCGGGUGGCAGCUCGCCGCGCCCUACCUGCGCCCCGCCGCGCUCCAGGAUGCUGCCCCCGUCCCGCACCCAACUGGGGCUGUUCUUCAUCCUGCUCUGCCCCGCCAACAUCAUCGGGCUCUGGUGGGCAGUGGGCAGCCCCCUGGUCAUGGACCCCAACAGCAUCUGCCGGAAGACCAAGCGCCUGGCGGGGAAGCAGGCGGAGCUGUGCCAGACGGAGCCCGACAUCGUGCAGGAGGUGGCCAAGGGCGCCAGGCUGGGGGUGCGGGAAUGCCAGCACCAGUUCCGCUUCCGCCGCUGGAACUGCACCAGCCACAGCAAGUACUUCGGCAAGAUCCUGCAGCAGGAUAUCCGGGAGACGGCCUUCGUCUACGCCAUCACCGCGGCCGGCGUGAGCCACGCCGUCACCCAGGCCUGCAGCAUGGGCGAGCUGCUGCAGUGCAGCUGCGAGGGGACGCGGAGCCGGGCUCCCCCGCUGCCCACGGCCGGCCCGGGCCCCGAGGGCUCCACCUGGGAGUGGGGCGGCUGCGGGGACGACGUGGAGUUCGGCUACGAGAAGUCCCGGCAGUUCAUGGACGCCAAGCGGAAGAAGGGCAAGAGCGACAUCCGCACCCUCAUCGACCUGCACAACAACGAGGCCGGGCGCCUGGCUGUGCGGAGCUACAUGCGGACGGAGUGCAAGUGCCACGGCCUGUCCGGCUCCUGCACCUUGCACACCUGCUGGAAGAAGAUGCCGCACUUCCGCGAGGUGGGCGACCGCCUGCUGCAGCGCUUCAACGGGGCCUGCCAGGUGAUGGGCGCCAACGACGGGAAGACGCUGCUGCCCGUGGGCCGCGGCCUCAAGCCCCCCGACCGUCAGGACCUCGUCUACUCGGCCGACUCGCCCGACUUCUGCGCCGCCAACCGCAAGACGGGCUCGCCGGGCACGCGGGGCCGGGUGUGCAACGGCACGGCCCCGGGCGUGAGCGGCUGCGACCUGCUGUGCUGCGGGCGCGGGCACCGGGCCGAGACGGUGGUGCUGGAGGAGAGCUGCCUCUGCCGCUUCCGCUGGUGCUGCGUGGUGCAGUGCCAUACGUGCCACGUGCACCAGGAGCUCAGCCUGUGCCUCUGA
This is a messenger RNA of Chelonia mydas (Green sea turtle), 1159 nucleotides long. It is a transcript of the gene WNT6, whose product is annotated as Wnt family member 6. Gene Ontology annotation, biological process: neuron differentiation; canonical Wnt signaling pathway; multicellular organism development. Gene Ontology annotation, cellular component: extracellular region. The record is from RefSeq and is a predicted model, not a curated record. The transcript is spliced from 4 exons. Lineage: Eukaryota; Metazoa; Chordata; Testudines; Cheloniidae. Gene Ontology annotation, molecular function: frizzled binding; cytokine activity. Bases 98 to 1159 code for a protein of 353 amino acids.